Messenger RNA from Ceratosolen solmsi marchali, 4616 nucleotides. It is a transcript of the gene lgs, whose product is annotated as BCL9 domain-containing protein legless. The transcript has 8 exons. NCBI's taxonomy places the organism in Eukaryota, Metazoa, Arthropoda, Insecta, Hymenoptera, Agaonidae. The coding region runs from base 372 to 4424 and encodes 1350 amino acids. The record is from RefSeq and is a predicted model, not a curated record.
AGAGAGAGAGAGCGAGAGAAAAGAGUGUUAAAAGAGAGGGAGAUUAGCUUCAGGAAAGAGAUUGAAUGAGCAAGUAAUCAGGGUUUUUCUUGAAAGCAGCUCGACGUCGUCGCCUGGCGGCGGCAGCGGCGGUGGUAACAGCAACUUCAACCCAGACUUUAAUGCAGCCACAGACUGCACUUGCUGAUUGGUUGCAAAUGAUGGUGCAAAUCUUUCUAAAGGUUUUAGACUAGCACCGAACAUUUUUGCUUCUCUCUAGAGGCUUAUCAUUGUGCCAGUAAUACAACUUAGAGAACAUGGUUUGCUUAUAUGCAAAUCAAUCAAAAGUCUGACAUAUUCGGAGCGGAGAAAGCUCCAGGUAGACAGCCAAUAUGAAGACUGAGAAAAAAUCCAACGAACCUAGCUGCGUAACCCCGGUUGUAGUGAAAGAGGAGCCAGAAAGCGAUCGUGUAAAGAUCAAGGAAGAAACUGGCACAGGUAACAAUGAAGAUGCACCCGGUGAAGAUAAUGCUGAAUGUUUAAAAGAAGCUGUAUUAGAUGCUGCAGUUAUAGAGGGAACAAUAAGUGGUGAUAGUCAAAAUGGAAAUAACAGUCAAACAAUAUUGACCACUGUUAAACAAGAAAGUGAUCCUAUUAGUACUGUGGAAGAAUUGUCUUCUGAUUGUAGCACAAAUAUUGGGAUAUCUGGUGAUGGAAUUCAACCAUUGGUCAGCAAUGUACUCGCAAAACAAAUGGGAAGUGGUACAAAUACAGGUGAAGCUCAAUAUAUGCAACAGCAAAGUCAAAUAUUUGUUUUUUCAACACAUAUGGCUAAUAAAGGAGCAGAAAUGGUUAUGCAAGGUCAAUUCCCAACUAUUAUUGCUUAUCAUAUGGCACAACCAAAUACAAAAAAGUAUUUGGAGAAGCAUCCAAAUAAAAUAACUCACUUUCGACAGAAUCCUCAUCAAUGGCUGAAUAAUCUUGCUGCAAUGAAGCAAAAAGGUCAUCAGCAUAGUCCAAAUAUGAGUUUUCCAGGAGAACAGCCACCGGAUCUUCCUCCUCUAGAUCCAAAUGAAUCUGCAUUUUGGAAUGAGCAGUCAAGUAUGCGUAGUUUAAAUGGCAAUAAUACUCUGGGAAACUCAGAAUCGUCAAUAGAUGAUACAAAUGUUAAUGUGCCUUGCCUUGUGCCCAACUCUCCUAGUAAUUCAGCUAAUCCUCAGCCUGUUGGUGGUGCAGCGAUAGGUCACAGUCCAAAUUUAAUGGGAGGCACGACCAGUCCAGGUCCUGGAGGAUUGCAGCCUUCAUUACAGGGCGUCAAAGUACCGGAUGAAAAUCUUACUCCACAACAACGACAACAUCGAGAAGAACAGUUAGCUGCACUUACAAAAAUGCGACAGAUGCUUUUUCCUGAACAAAAAGAUGUCGCCAGUGGAUCAAUAGAUCCAACACAAGGAAAUGCACCAGGAUCACUUUGUUCAACGGGUAGUCUUCCACCAGUAACUGUUUCAAAUCAGUGUGGAUCUGUAACAAUGGAUUGGCAUAAAUUACAACAUCCUUUCUUAGAUGGAAAGAAUAAGGUUGGGGUAAGCAGUCCAGGUGUUUCAGUACGAGGGACUGGCGGUCCAGGAACUGUAGGUGGCAGCAACACUGGUAGUGGAUCUGCCAGCUCCGUGGGUGGCGGCGGAAAUAGCGGAGGAAGUAGUAACGGUCCGCGCAGCCAGGGUCCUCCACCUCCUUAUCAUCAAACAACGAGAUCGGCAAGCGUACCGAUAGCUAUUCAGAGUCCGAAUCCAUCGUCGCCGAAUAACCCUACGAGCAACCUUUCCCUAGCCAACUUUUCCCUACCGUCACCCCGUGCGAGCUCGGGGCUCAACUCGCCCGCCGACUGCAAUAGGCAGUUUCAGCUUGGUGGGGGUAGCGGGACUGGUACCGGGCAGAGGCCCACAGGAGGAUCCGGAUCAAACAGUGGAGCUGGACAUCUGCCGGGUCACAGUCCGACAAGCCAGGAUUCACCGAACCCAACAACUGUUGGUGCUACAGCCACCGCUACGAGGCUGAACCACAGCAAUCCAGGUACACCAGUCUCGCACGGACAUUUAGCCGCCCUCAGCCCUAGUGGCACACCGCAAAAGGAUUCCACUGGCCUCGAAUUUCCUACCAAUCAGCCGCCGAAUGUAGAUGGUAUGUUUUGUCGAUCGUUGCAAUCGUUAACGCAACAAAAACAGUCGCUCGUUCCUAGCGGAGUUAAUCAAGUAGGAGUCAAGGAAUUGAUGCCAGUACCGAGUCCUCAACAAAUAUCGUACCUUAAUACAUUUGAGGGACAAGAGCUGACAAUACAAAAACAGCCAAAUACAAGCCUAAAAGAUGGCAGCUUACCUACAAAUACUCAAGGGAAUAACCCGGAGAUGGGAAGUCGUAUGCUGCCGGGCAAUCUAGAAGGUGGCGGCGGGAGUACUGGGAACAAUCAAUACGGUCCUCGAUCUGAGGGUGCUAGUCCGUCAAUAGAAAGCGCAAGCAGGGGAUUCGGUGGCUCUCUACACAGUCCACACACGCCUCACACACCUCAUACUCCGGGUAGUGUGGCACCCCAUACUCCCGUCGACGCUGGAAAGCCCGGUAAUAAAACGACCAGUGCCCAAAGUAGUCCAGCCUCACACAAUACCAGCCUUACGGAUAUGGGCAUGGGCCCACCUCGCACGAUACCCGCCUCGCCUAAUACUAAAUCCGAAACUUCGCCCUCAUCCAAGGAUCUUCAACAGCAUCAGCAACAACAACAACAACAACAACAACAACAACAACAACAACAACAACAGCAGCAGCAGCAGCCAAACAUACCUGGAGUAGUACCUGGAGGGCAGGGUAAUGUGCCUGGUAGCAUGAUGUCGUCAAUGGUCGGUCCAGCGAGCAACACAUCUUUUGUCUGCGGUAGACCCACGACGAACGUCAGUCAGCCGAACGAUAACAUCCCUCUUAAUCCCAAUAAUAUUAGCAACAGACUCGCCAGCCUUGGAUCAAUGAAUGCCAAUAGCUUCGAUCCUAUUACCUCUCUUGCGCAAAUGAGUCAACAGCUGACUAACACUGCGACAAGCAACGCUCUAGGCAAUGACAACUCGCCCAUGCAUCCAGGCAGCGCUCAGGGUAUGAUACCUUUCAACCAUCCCCAUAAUAUGCAUAUGAUGCAGAUACAACAGCAACAACAGCAGCAACAACAACAGCAACAGCAACAGCAGGUUAACGAGAUGAAUGGUGGAUGUCACAUGAGCAAUGAGUCCAGCGACGUCUCAGGCUUAUGUAUGGGACUCGGUGGAGCCGCUAGCAGUUACAGUCCAACACCACACACGGGCAGUCCAGGUAUUCCAAACAAGAUGAGCCAACAUCAUCAUCCAAUGAUGUCACAUGUGAUGAUGGGCACGGGUGGAGGUGGAUCCCAGGGCCCUAAUAAUCCGAAUGUGAGUGUCUCCCAACCGGGUGGUUAUCCUUCCGGCCCUGGGCCAGGGCCUGGUAUAAUGGGUCCCGAUGGUCCUCAGUCCCGUCUCGGCAUACCCGGUCAGCACCCACAUUCGCAUCAACAUCAACCACCGCCCCACCAUCAACACGUCCACGGCCCCAGCCCUUAUAAUGGAGCUAAUGUUCAAGUGAAGCCGAGUGCACCCAAUACCAUACAGUACUUGCCGGCUAGGCCAAACGUCGGGCAUGCACCACGUGGACCGCCUAGUCUUGACUUUCUCCAACGCUUUGCCAACCCUUUGCCGGGACUUGAUGCGAAAAUGAACUCGCCGUCCGUCAAUCUACAAUACUUUCCCAACGGUUGUGUGCCCAACAGCCUCGGGCCUGGACCUCAUGGCGGUAUUGGUGGCCCAGGUUCCGGCCCUGGAGGCAUACCCCCGAACAUGACUGGAAACACUCGUCUUGACAGUCAGUCGAGUAUGGGCAGUCAGCCUCAAAGUCACAUGCACCCAGCCAUGAGGCCUAUCCCAAGUGGUGGGCCUCAAGGCCCAGGGGUUCGCCAGCAAUCCAACAUCAUGCGUAUGCAACAUAUGGUGGGGGGCGGUGUUUUUCCCAGCAGUCCUAUGGAUCCGGAUAAAGUCUUUCCACCGGAUAUGCUGCCAGGGCCACAAAUGCCAGGUCAAAAUGCGAGUCCAGGAAUGUAUGGUGGUCCAGGUCCCGGCCAAAAGCAGCCCAACGCGAUGAGUCAGCUAGGCCCACCACCAGAUGCCACGCAACCCCUACCUCCAAGUAUGGGUGAGGCCGGAGGUAAUUUCAAGAACAGUCCAUUUAUCGGCGCUGGUCCAAGCAUGUCCGACCCGAAUUACGCCCAGCAGUUCCACCAUUUCCAACAGCAACUGUACGCGACUGGUACGAGAGGUAGUGGGCCCCAGGGACACCCGGCUAUGCAUACUCAGCCCAAUUCGCACGCGCAUCAGCAGUUUUUUAUGCCUAAGUAGGUCAUUGAUACCGAAACGGACUAUGUGCACGUCUCAACCCCAGUGUAGUAACCGAGUAGUCGAGGGUCUUUCUUAAAUGCGUAAUUUUAUUUAGCAGAGCCUCGCUCGUUGCUCGCCUCACAACUCUGCAGUUAUGGCGACGUAACUAUUUGUACUUUUAUGUGUUUCAGUUUGCUAAGCUGAAAUUAUAUA